This is a messenger RNA of Psammomys obesus (fat sand rat), 4417 nucleotides long. RefSeq names its product TLR4 interactor with leucine rich repeats (gene Tril). Gene Ontology annotation, molecular function: protein binding. Lineage: Eukaryota; Metazoa; Chordata; Mammalia; Rodentia; Muridae. The transcript has a single exon. The coding region runs from base 701 to 3133 and encodes 810 amino acids. The record is from RefSeq and is a predicted model, not a curated record.
UGACCAGACGCGGAGCCACUUAGUGCUUCCUCCUCCCCCAACCCGGGUCUGUCCUGCCUCCGCCGUCUCCUCUUUCUCCGCCUGCAUCCCCCGGGGGGCAGAGUGUGGGAAGAACGAAUUUCCGCCGGGUUUGCGCGCUCCAGGCCGACAUGGGUCCUUUCCGGACGCGGCUUGCGCGGCCCCCACGCUGCCCACCUCGGCUGCGCUCCGGGUCCCUCCGGGCCGCGAGCGGGCAGGCGCGGGAGACAUGGGCCUAGGGGUCGGCGCUCCGCAGCCAAGCCGCACCCCGGCCGCUCUUGGAAGGGCUCCCGCCCGCAGUGGGGGAAUCCGUUUGGCGGGGAGAAUCCGCGCCAGGGAAUCCAGCUCUCCGGACUCCAGAGCAAACAAAAAGCACCAAGACUUGCUCGCUCCUCCCGCCCCUGAUGUGCACCCGAAGAAACAGUUUUCUGCAGAAAUGCAACAAGUAGCACCCGGGGCUCGCCCAAAGCCCAGCUUCUCCUGAUCUGUCUCCGCGAACUCGGCCUGCGGAGACCCGGGCCAGCCACCUGGACAAAGGGCGGAGGAAGGGCUGGACAGAGCAGCAGAGAAGUCCGAAAAGAGGCCUCUUAGCGACUUCGGCCGGGCCGAGGGGAAUGCAGAGGAGACACAGAGCCAGCCGGCCCAGAGGACGAUCCGGCCUCAGCGCGCUGGGCGGGCGGGGAUGGCGGGUGUCGGCGCCCUGCGCUUCUGGCUCAUGGUGUGCGGCUGCCUGGCGUUCCCGCCGCGGGCCGAGUCCGUGUGCCCCGAGCGCUGCGACUGCCAGCACCCCCAGCACCUCCUGUGCACCAACAGGGGGCUCCGCGCGGUGCCCAAGACCAGCUCGCUGCCUAGUCCCCAGGACGUGCUCACCUACAGCUUAGGCGGCAACUUCAUCACCAACAUCACCGCCUUCGACUUCCACCGCCUGGGGCAGCUGAGACGGCUAGAUCUGCAGUACAACCAGAUCCGCUCCCUGCACCCCAAGACCUUCGAGAAGCUCUCGCGACUGGAGGAGCUCUACCUGGGCAACAACCUCCUGCAGGCGCUCGCUCCCGGCACGCUGGCCCCGCUGCGCAAGUUGCGCAUCCUUUACGCCAACGGGAACGAAAUCAGCCGCCUGAGCCGCGGCUCCUUCGAGGGCCUGGAGAGUCUGGUCAAGCUCCGGCUGGACGGCAACGUGUUGGGAGCGCUGCCGGACGCAGUCUUCGCUCCCCUGGGCAACCUACUCUACCUACACUUGGAGUCUAACCGGAUCCGCUUUUUGGGCAAGAACGCCUUCAGCCAGCUGGGCAAGCUUCGGUUCCUCAACCUCUCCGCCAACGAGCUGCAGCCCUCGCUGCGCCACGCGGCCACCUUCGUCCCCCUGCGCUCCCUCUCCACCCUCAUCCUCUCCGCCAACAGCCUGCAGCACCUCGGCCCCCGAGUCUUCCAGCACCUGCCACGCCUGGGCCUGCUCUCGCUCAGCGGCAACCAGCUCACGCACCUCGCGCCGGAGGCCUUUUGGGGGCUGGAGGCCCUGCGCGAGCUGCACCUGGAAGGCAACCGGCUGAACCAGCUUCCCCUGGCCCUGCUGGAGCCCCUGCACAGCCUGGAGGCGCUAGACCUGAGCGGCAAUGAGCUUUCCGCCCUGCACCCCGCCACCUUCGGCCACCAGGGCCGGCUGCGCGAGCUCAGCCUGCGCGACAACGCGCUCAGCGCCCUCUCCGGAGACAUCUUCGCGGCCAGCCCGGCUCUCUACCGGCUCGAUCUGGACGGCAACGGCUGGACCUGUGACUGCCGGCUGCGAGGUCUGAAGCGCUGGAUGGGCGCCUGGCACUCUCAGGGUCGCCUCCUUACCGUCUUCGUGCAGUGCCGCCACCCCCCGGCCCUACGGGGCAAGUACCUGGAUUACCUGGACGACCAACUGCUGCAGAACGGCUCCUGCGUGGAUCCCUCAGCUUCCCCCACGGCAGGCGGGAGGCAGCGGCCGCCACCCACCACCGCGGGGAAGGGGACGACGCCCCCUGCGGGAGGGCUCUCGAGGGAGCUGCCACCCCAACCGCUGCCCCAGCAGCGGGGAAGACUUCUACCGGGAGCGGCCUGGAGUGGGGCCGCCAAGGAGCUGGUGGGCAACCGCAGCUCACUAAGGCUGAGCCGGCGGGGUCCAGGCCUGCAGCAUCAGGGCGCCCCUGGCGCUGCCGCCUCAGGCCUUGCCCCACAGUCCCUGGACCUGCACGAGAAGCCGGAGCGAGGAGGUCCCACCCGGGCCCAUCUGGCCCAGGCAGCUCCCACCCCGACGGCUGAGCCCGCCUCCGGGACCCCACCUGCCAGAGACAGCUGGCAGCGCGCCGCGAAGCAGCGCCUAGCCUCGGAGCAGCAGGAGCGCGCAGGCCAGGCCGACGGCGGGGUCGGCGCGCCACCGCUCGUGUCUGACCCCUGUGACUUCAACAAAUUCAUUCUGUGCAACCUGACGGUCGAGGCGGUGAGCGCCGACAGCGCCUCGGUGCGUUGGGCGGUUCGCGAGCACCGCAGUCCCCGGCCGCAGGGCGGCGCACGCUUCCGCCUGCUUUUCGACCGCUUUGGCCAGCAGCCCAAGUUCCAGCGCUUCGUCUACCUGCCCGAGCGCAGCGACUCGGCGACGCUGCACGAGCUGCGCGGGGACACCCCCUACCUCGUGUGCGUGGAAGGCGUGCUCGGGGGUCGAGUUUGCCCGGUGGCCCCCCGGGACCACUGCGCAGGCCUGGUAACCUUGCCAGAGGCGGGAGGCCGAGGCGGCGUCGACUACCAGCUCCUGACCUUGGUCCUGCUGGCGGUCAACGCGCUGCUGGUGCUCCUGGCUCUGGCGGCCUGGGGAUCGCGGUGGCUGCGGAGGAAGCUGCGUGCCAGGCGGAAGGGAGGGGCCCCGGUUCACGUUCGCCACAUGUACUCCACCCGACGGCCCCUGCGCUCCAUGGGCACCGGUGUGUCCGCGGACUUCUCGGGUUUCCAGUCGCACCGGCCCCGUGCCACCGUGUGCGCGCUCAGCGAGGCGGACCUCAUCGAGUUCCCCUGUGACCGCUUCAUGGACAGCUCCGGCGGUGGGACCGGUGGCAGCUUGAGGCGGGACGACCACCUCUUGCAAAGAUUUGCUGACUAGGCUCAGUGCCUCGUGGGUGUGGAAACGAUCUCGGCCGCCUUGAGGAGCCACUCUCCGUGGUCUCAUGCCAUCUCAGAGAACAAGAGGAAGGACUUGUUCUCUUUGACCUGUUCUUUCUCUCUUCUGUGCAUUUGCUGAGGCCAGUGGUUACUGAAAGGGAAUCUGGAUGCCACCUUUCCCAUCCAGUACUCACAAAGCAAAUGGGCGGUUCUUGGUGGACAAACCCCAAAGCGGGGACAAAUGGAUGAUGGAGUAAAGGUGGGAUCUUGUCUAGGGUAUGGCUCCUGUGACAUUUCAGCACAGUAACUGGGCCAGCCUUGGGCUAGAAAGGGUGCUUCACACUCCCGCCACGACCAGGAGAUCCUGGUGUACACGCAUUUGUUUGCUCUAAGGCAAACAGAGUUCUGUUUCUAGUUAAGGAAAAGGGGAGUUACCGCCAUCACAAAGGGGCUCCAGCAAUGACCCCACCGAUCUGAGGGUCCCUGCCAAGAUGGGCAGGGUAAAUAGGUACCACCCUCGCCCAGGAUCCCUUUUCUGUGGGCUGGUAGAGUACCCAAGAAGCCUCAAGGUUUAAAUAACAAGAAGCUGCCUUUUUCAACAACAUGAAGAGCAUUUAACUGACCAAUAAAUUCAAAGACUUUUAAUUGGACUGGGUUCCCUUCUACUGUUUGUCUAGUUCGGGAGAUGACCUUUUGCUGACCUUUGGGUAACUGAUACUGUUCUCAGGAGAAGGUAGCAUGCAGUACUUCUCCACCAGGCUUGUUCACAUGGUUUUAAAAUUUAUUUUUAAAAAUCUAUAUACAGGAAAAAUUGAAUGCCAGAUUUGAUUAAAAAAAAAAAAAAGACAAGAAUGCUAUAUGUAUGUAGCCAAUGACUCGCUGACUCCCUAGGGCAAUCCAGCCUUCCAGAUCAGUUACCACAUUUCUGAAAGCGUGUCUAGAGGGGGAUAAAUGUGACCCACUCGUCACUGCAUUUCAUCAGUGCCCCGCCCUUCUUGGCAGCACCUAUUUCUGAGUCGCACGGUCAGGCAAUAAGAUAGUUGUCAGACCAGGGGCCCACUUUUAGUGGUGCCAUGUGCUCAUGAGGCUCUGAGUUCAUUCCCAGUACCACAAAACAAAGCAAUAGGUGAUUGUCCGUGAGCAGUGUAAUCUCUGACCACAUUACUGUUGUUCUUUCUAAGGAACAGAAGAUGAGAAGAAGUGGGAAACAAAUGUGAAAAAUCAAUACAGUAGUGAGUAUGUGUUUCUACUAAACCCAGAAGAUCAUGAGUACUUAACUCUCACU